This is a messenger RNA of Arachis duranensis, 1572 nucleotides long. RefSeq lists its product as uncharacterized. The transcript is spliced from 7 exons. Lineage: Eukaryota; Viridiplantae; Streptophyta; Magnoliopsida; Fabales; Fabaceae. The coding region runs from base 1 to 1572 and encodes 523 amino acids. The record is from RefSeq and is a predicted model, not a curated record.
AUGUGGAAGAAGGCAGAGGAUAGUGGGUGGGGGAAGGAGGAGAGGGACGUCGCGAAGAGGAAGAAGGCAGACGGAAAAGGGAUAGAAGAAAAGACGGAGGUUCAUCGUUUGACGAAGAAGACAGAGGAGAUGCCUGAACGAUUGAAACUUAUUUUUCACCAUGGUGGAAAGUUUGAGACAUAUCCUGGUGAAAAUUUUAUCUACACAUCUGACUUGUAUGAUGAAUGGGUUGGAGUCGAUGAAAACUAUCUUGACGUGUUUGCAGUAACAUGUUAUUAUAGAGAAUUGGGGUAUGAUAAGGCUGAAGCAUGUUGGUUUUUGGACCCUAAAGAUGGGUUGGAUUUCGGUCUUAGGAGAUUGCAAGUGGACCAGGACGUUGUUAGUAUAAUCGAGCACUGCCAUGAGAAUAACAACGUCAUCCACAUCUAUUUUGAGCAUGGACCUUCGAUUCUUUAUAUAAUUGAUGUAAUGGAGUUGUCUGAUGAGGAUCAUGCUAUAGGCCAGAAGGUUGGAAUGGAAGGCAUGGAAGAAGAUAGAGUAGAAGAGGACGGUUUAUACAAGCCACACAUGCCACUUGACUCUGUGGACUCAAGCAGUGACAACAAUGAUGAUGUUGGUCCUGCCAGCGAUAGGAGAAAAAGGAAGACUGGCAGUGACAAUGAUAAAGGCAAGAAGAAGGUUAUUAAUGAUGAAGAUACUUUUUGUCCCCCUUCAAUGGAUGCAUCUGAUUAUGAGAAAGAGGUAGAUGAUGAUGAGAAAGAAGAAAACUUGCAAUACUUUGAGGAUGAAGUAGACCCAGCUGUGAAUCCCAUCUUCAAUGAUGCUGCCAAGUUUGGACAUGUGAGGUUAGAGCUAGGUAUGGAGUUUACCACUAGGGAUGCUUUUAAGAAAGGGGUUAGAAAUUAUACAUUACAAGAGGGUAGGGGUGUUAGGUACAAGAAAAAUGAUACUACUAGAUGUAGGGUGAUUAAGACCUUUAAUAAUGAUCAUACAUGUGAGAGAACUUUCAAGAAUAGAUGUACAACUAGGUCUUGGGUGAUGUACUUGAUAAGAAGAGCUUUGGGUGAUUCAAGGAAAAUAGUGAGGGGUGAUGAAGCUACAGAAUAUGCUAAACUCAGAGAUUAUGCAGAUGAGCUAUUGAGAUCUAAUCCGGGUUCAACUAUCAAGUUAGGUGUUAGUCUGAUGCCUAACGGAGAAGGUGUAUUUGAAAGGUUUUAUGUCUGUUUGAAUGGAUGCAAGAAAGGUUUUGUGAGUGGCUGUAGACCCUUGAUAGGACUUGAUGGGGCUUUUUUGAAGACCUAUUAUGGAGGUUGGCUGCUGUGCACCAUGGGUCAGGACGCGAAUAAUCAUGUGUACCCAAUUGCAUGGGCAAUUAUUCAUGUUGAGAACAAAGACAACUGGAAGUGGUUCUUGGAGCUCUUGCAUGAAGACAUUAGAGAUCAGACAGAGCAUGGUUGGUGCCUCAUCUCUGACAUGCAGAAGAUUUUAAUCCCAGCAUUACGUGAGGUUAUGCCAAGUGCGCAUCACCGCUUCUGUGCAUGGCACCUUUGGCAAAACUUUCAGAAACAAUAG